Molecule: messenger RNA, 1785 nt
Organism: Gopherus flavomarginatus (Mexican gopher tortoise)
Lineage: Eukaryota; Metazoa; Chordata; Testudines; Testudinidae
Gene: GPR142
Product: G protein-coupled receptor 142
Exons: 2
Coding region: 1-1008 (335 amino acids)
Biological process (GO): G protein-coupled receptor signaling pathway
Cellular component (GO): membrane
Molecular function (GO): G protein-coupled receptor activity
Source: RefSeq, a predicted model, not a curated record
AUGACGUUCCUGCUGCCCAACAGCACAGACGGGGCCUGGGUGAGCGAUGUGGAGCUGCUGGAGUGGGAGGAGUGGUCGCCCUGCGUGGAGGGGAUCAUCCCUGUAAUUUACUACAGCGUCCUGCUGGGCCUGGGGCUGCCAGUUAACAUCCUGACGGCCAUCGCCCUGUCCCGCCUGGCUGCCAGGACAAAGAAAUCGUCCUACUGGUACCUGCUGGCCCUGACCGCCUCCGACAUCCUCACCCAGGUCAUCAUUGUCUUCAUGGGCUUCAUCCUGCAGAUGGCCAUCCUGGCCCACAAGGUGCCCCAUGCCUUCCUCCACACCGUCAAUGUGCUGCAGUUUGCAGCCAACCAUGCCUCCAUCUGGGUGACUGUGCUGCUGACGGCCGACCGCUAUGUGGCGCUGUGCCACCCGCUGCGCUACCGCAUGCUCUCCUACCCCGAGCGCACCCGGAAGAUCAUCGCUGCCGUCUUCUGCACGGCGCUGGCCACCGGGAUCCCCUUCUACUGGUGGCUGGACAUCUGGCACGACUCCCAACCACCCACCACCGUGGACAAGGUCCUCAAGUGGAUUCACUGCUUCACCAUGUACUUCAUCCCCUGCAGCAUCUUCCUGGCCACCAACUCCGUCAUCGUCUGUAAGCUCAAGUGGGGGAACCGGGUGGAUGGGCACCACCGACGCGUGGGCAAGACCAUUGCCAUGCUGAUGGCCGUCACCGCCAUCUUCACUGUGCUGUGGGCGCCCCGGACGUUCGUUAUCCUCUUCCACCUCUACAUGGGCUCCACUAACAAGAACCGGAGGCUGCAUGUGGCUCUGAACCUGGCCAACAUGAUUGCCAUGCUCAACACCACCGUCAACUUCUUCUUCUACUGCUUCGUCAGCAAGACCUUCCGCCGCACGGCCGGCGAGGUGAUCCGCUCCUGCAGUCCCUUUUGCAAGCCCACAAACGGGGGCUUUCUGCACUCGGCUCUGAAACCGCUGGGGCUGCUGGAGAAUGUGUCCCUUUAGGGCAACAGAGUCGGUGUGGUCCUGCUCUCGAAGGGUUCCCAGUCAUGGGAAUGUGUAGCUCAGCUACCCCAUUCCCACGUGUCCCUGCGGAUCCCAGUCGCCGAGGGGCUUGGGCUGAGGGCGAGAUGGGACGUGCAGCAGCCAGGGCAAGGAGGUGAGUUACAGUGUACUGGCUGGAUAGGAGACAGCUGGCACUAGCUGGUAUGGGCAAGAUGCCAGCUGGUACAGUGGCCCCAACAGAGCAGGAACCCUCAGACCUGGGGGCCUGACUUGAGGCAUCUGUGAUUGCUCUGAACUCAUGUUCUGACUGCUGAAGGGAACCAGGCUGCCCCGAUCCUGAGCCCAUGACACCGUACUGAGUAAGUGCCAGGCCUAGUUCACUAGGCUGCUCCACCCAGUGCUGCUCUCCCACGAGGUCCAUCUGGGCCCUCAGCAAGGGUCAGGCUGUGGGGAGGCCUGUUUUAAUACCUGGGCCCAGAGGGAGGAGACACACCGGUGUCUGGGGAUGCUACAGAGGGUGCUAAGCCCUUAGCAUCCCACCAUGUAUCCCAGGGACGUUUGAUUGUCGGGUGGGGAAGCCGAGAUGGUGUGGAACUAAAGGACAUGCCCACAGUUACCUGGCAAGGCUGUGACCCAGAUGGGAAUGGAACCCAGGAACCCUGAACACUAGGUCAGACUGCUCACCCGGCCAUUUGCAGCUUCUGGCCCCCCGAGAUGCCAGUUCAGUCAGGUCGGAGCAUUUAAUCUCUUGCUGCGUCAGUGCCCAUCACUCCUGAA